This is a messenger RNA of Lytechinus variegatus (green sea urchin), 5070 nucleotides long. Its product is annotated as lamin-B1-like. The coding region runs from base 1 to 1707 and encodes 568 amino acids. The transcript is spliced from 10 exons. The record is from RefSeq and is a predicted model, not a curated record. NCBI's taxonomy places the organism in Eukaryota, Metazoa, Echinodermata, Echinoidea, Temnopleuroida, Toxopneustidae.
AUGGCGUCCCAAACGAAGAGUCAACGAUACGAAAAGCGAUCUACUCGGACGGAGUUUAGGUCAACUUCAACUCCAAAGGCUUCUUCAUCAUCACCUUCAAAAUCAGGAUCUUUAUUGAGUCCAACGAAAAUAUCAAGGCACGAAGAAAAAGAAGAGCUGAUCGGGCUCAACGAUCGCCUCGCAACUUACAUUGAUCGAGUUCGUCAACUCGAAUUUGACAAUGGACGACUUCAAGUUCAAAUUUCUUCCUUUGAAGAAACACAAACCAGGGAAUUGGAUAGCGUGAAAGAAUUGUACGAAAAGGAAUUAUCUGAUGCCCGAAAAUUGCUUGAUGAAACAGCUGGAGAAAAGGCGAAAUUGCAGAUUGAAUGUGGGAAGUACAAGACGGAGCUCGACAAUUUGAGACCAAGAGUUGGAAAGCUCGAGAAAGAAUUGAAUGCAGCAAACAAGCGUGUAUCUGCACUCGAGGCCCAGAUCGCUGAUAAAGAUGGUAGGAUCCGCUCUCUCUCCAAUGACAAGCGUUCUCUCGAAGAGGAACUCAAUGAGCUCAAGAAGGACCUUGGUAACAAGGAGAAACAGCUCAAAGUGGCCAAGAAACAAGUUGAGGAGGAGACCCUUCUUCGAGUGGACCUGGAGAACAGGAUCCAGAGCCUGAAGGAAGAGCUCGCCUUCAAGGAGCAGCUCUACAAGGAGGAAUUGAAGGAGACACGCACCAGGCGUCAGGUGGACAUGUCUAGCAUCGAGGGUCAGAGCAUCGAGGAGCUCAACAACUCCCUCUUUGAGAGCCUCCAGGAGCUCAGGGAGCAGACCUCUGAGCAGACCACCCUUCUCCGCCAGGAGACAGAGUCCCUCUACUUCAGCAAGUUGGCUGAUCUGAAGGCUCUGGCAGAGCGUCACAGGAAUGAUGCCGUCAACUCUCAGGAUGAGGUCCGCAAGCUCCGAAGCACUGUUGAUGACCUCAACUCUGAGAUUACCACCAUCCGUGCCCAGAACGAUGCCCUGAUCGCCCGUAUCAAGGACCUUGAGAAACAGCUCCGCCAGGAGCAGGAUGAUCACCUUGAAGCAAUCACCCUGAGGGACAAGGAGCUUCAGCAGCUCCGUGAUGCUGUCGCUGAGCAGCUCAGGGACUACGAUGAUCUACUGAACAUUAAGCUCAGUCUCGACAACGAGAUCGCUACCUAUCGCAAGCUUCUGGAGGGAGAGGAAACCAGGCUGAGAAUCUCCACACCCCCUCGCAAGACAAAGGCUGCAUCCAGGGACCCCAGGCCAAGCAAGAGACGUCGUGUGGAAGACGAAUCCAGCAUCACCCAGAGCGCCACCAACAGUGGUGUCGUGGCCAUCGUAGAGAGCGACCCUGAAGGAAAAUUUGUGAAGCUGCACAAUAACUCUGAAACGGACCAAGCAUUGGGCGGCUGGCACCUGAAGCGCAGUGCUGACGGUGGCAGCGAACAGUCCUACAAGUUCACAAGCAAAUACGUCCUGAAGGCUGGCCAGGAGGUGACUGUCUGGGCCUCUGGCAGUGGCAAGUCCCAAAGCGCACCCACAGACCUGGUCUUCAAGAACACAGAGUCUUGGGGCACCGGGGACAAUGUGGAAACCACUCUGGUUGAUGCUUCUGGGGAGGUGAUGGCAACUCGCACAGUGAUAAAGGAAGUCACAACACACGAAUACAGAGAGGGUCGAGAAGACAGAUGCACCCUAAUGUAACGUGUACUGAUGAAACUACGACAGCACUUUUUAAUCACUGUAGAAUUCAACAUUACCACUCGUAUCAUUAUAAUCGUCACUUGCGAGGUUUUAAGAGUAGUUUUGUACAAAUUUUUUGUAGGUAUUAAAAAGUUGCAGAGGAUGUCCUAGUUUUGCACUUGGUCAACAAUCAAUCAUGUUUAAUCAACUAGUAAAUGGAAACUUUUAACCAGCUGCUUUUUAUACUUCUACUCGUAGCAGAGUGAUCAUGCCUUGGAUGAUUCAAAUGUUAUUUAUCCAAUGUUAACAUUGUAGGAACAAUCACAGAUGGGUUAUUUUGGGGGAAUUCUGUAUAGACCUUACUGCUCAAAUUUCAUGAACUGGAAAUGUUGAAAUGCCAUGUUUGUCAAAGUUUGUAUCCUGAUGAAAAUCCAUAAUCUUAUAUCAAGGGCACACAUCCAUAAUAUUGGAUGCUCCGCAAUUAUUACUCUGGUUUUAGCAUGGCAGUGAUUAUGAUGCUCAUGCAUUCCAAAGCUUACGUCAUAUAAAAACUAAUGGAUCGCUAUCAUGUUUGUAUCAAGGUUUUUGGCAUGUGUUGUAGAAAUCAAAUGUCUUUGUGGUUCCGAUCAACGUAUGAAAGCUAAUUGCAGUAAAAUAUUCUUGAGAACAAUGGCAAUGUCAUUUUACCUUCUUACCCAUACCAUAAAAAUCAUGAAGAGGUAAAUGCUUUUUUUUUUCUGGUCAUGCUUGAUUAAGUCUUGUCUCAGGUUAUUUAGUAGUUAGACUUUGGAUUCGGGAAAAAAAAAUCCGUAUUGCUUGACCUGGAUCCCCUUUUAAAAUAUGAUAUAAUCAUGAACAGGCAAAUGCUUUCAAGUUAAGUUAGGAAAAUGCAUAAAUCUUCAAUGAUUAUUGAAUAAGAGAGACGAUCUCCAUAUAUAUCUCCAGUGUCAUUGCAUCAUAGACAUCAUGGUUCCAUAACGUAAAGCCUAGUGGCUGAUUGUAUGUAUGAUGGAUCUUUGUUAUUAAUGGUACAUUGUAAUCAAUGCAAUCAGUGUAAAAAAAAAUUUAUGAUCAAACACCCUGCUUUUUGUUAUGGAACACUGGCAUUAUGUUCAUGAAAUUUUUGGUCAUUUUCCAAAUAUUACAAACGUAAUAUCGACCCAAAAUCUUUCUCUUUAUCAAAGGCUGAAAUAGGCAGGUUUCUACAUGUUUGUGUGUUUGACAUAGUAUACUGACAAUUUUACGGUACUAGUUCUUUGAAGUUAAUGAGAGAAAAAAAAUUUGGUAACGCCAUAUUUGCAGACAUGAGAAUCAUGAAUGCUAAGACUUUGAAUGAAUUAACCAUUUGCUAUUUCUGAUGCCAUACUUACCACUUUGUGUUGCAAUUGAAUAUCACAGUGUCAUUUUUACUGCAUAACCAUACUGAAAUUGCCUGCCGAUUUAAUUGAAAAUCUGUAAUAAUUCUGUAAGAGAUCUACUUAAAACAUCAAAUAAAUGUACACCGCGGCAACAGAGGAGUUUCUCCAUUUCCCUUGUGAGUUGCUAGUGUGUUUUUUUUUCUUCUGAUUAUGCUUUCAUAAUGAAUAUCAAAAUCAUUUGAAUGUGUAUUGAAAGAAAUUGAAUAUCAAACAGUGACAUUUUGGAAACUGCAAGUUUGCCCAGAGCACUGCUCCUUAAAAAAAGGAUAUUUCUAUCUUGUUGUUCUGGUGCAUUGAUCCAAAAAUUUUGUUGCAGAUUUAAGAAACAGGCUCGUGUAUUAACAGUGACUUGGACAACUCCAAUACAAAAUGAAAAUGAUCUUAUCCUUCCUAUUUUAAGGUUCGACACCCUCUCCCCUUUGAAGCUCAACAAUUUUAUUGUAAAUUGUAUAUAGUUGUAGUGAUUAAUUCUCUUUUUAGUUGUUUUGAUAAUCAGCAUCUUAUUUAUACACAUUUCUUAACUAAUUGAUAUUACUCAUACUUUUGAAAUCAGAUUGUCAGUGUUUGUCUAGAUUUAUUUGUUAAGUUUGAAAUUGUUGAAUGUAAUCUACGGAACUUAUUUGAUGCUACUUAGGAUAGCAGUAUGAACACUAUCAGAAACAACUAAAUUCCAACUUGAAUUAAACAUGAUAAAACUUUGUUCGUCAUCCGUAUAUUUUUAAUUAACAUCUUCUGUUAUGUAGUAAUAUAUUCAUGUAUGUUGCUGUUUGAAAUAAUUCUUGGUCGUCUUAUUAUGGAGAAUAUAUUUUGAUAAUCAGUUAGAUGUCUGGUUUUGUGACUAAAAUACUUGUGCAAGAUUUGUUAAAGAACUAUGUGUAUUCAGUGAAUAUGUUAUUGCAGUAUACUCCUUAACAUUUCUUUGUUGGCAUUAGUGGUGAGCACUUGAAAAUUAAAGAAUUAAAAAAUGAUCAGCAAAUUUUACACUUUUCUAUUUUCCUGAAAUGUAUGUUCUAAUUAAGAUUAUGUAUUUCACUUGCCUUUUCGACAGUAUGACUGGAUAUAUAGGGUUUAGACAGUAGGUUAUCUGCUGUAAAACAGCUAAGUGCAUAAUAAAAAUGCUAUGAAAGUAGUCUAUAUAUAGGUUGUCAUUUUCAGUUUUUAUAUGUUUUCUUAUGUAAAUAGUAGCAGUUUUAAAUUAGAAGUAACCAUAUGUAGCCUGAUUAUGUUAUAUCCUUGUUUUUAGUACUUUUUGUGUAAAUAUUAGUGAAUGUGAGAGACAUAAGUAAGGGUUUUUUAGUCACUUUAAUACCACUUAUGGUUGAUAUAUUUGCUUCUAGUUAAUGUCAGCUAGGUGCUUUUAUAGAUUUUUACAAAUGCAUCUAUGUGGAGAAAGAAAAAAAAUGCAUGCAACCCAAGUACAUAAGCAUACAAUAAGAAAUAAGUUAUGACAGCAAUCAUUUUAAAAGGCAUCUGAAAUGAUAUGAAGCGAGCUUCUAUUCUGUUUGACUCUUAAGUAGGAAAUCAACAUUUGUGCUUUUAAAAAAAUCUCACUUUGUAGAUGAAGCCAUGUGUAUCGGAUUGGUUUGUCUUUAAUAUUUCAGAUGGCUUGAAUCCUAAAUUUGUCUUAUUUGUUAAUUGCACAUGUGUGAUGCAAACAUUACCAUAUUCUUCAGUUAAAAUGAUCAUCAUGAUCAUCUUCUGAAUAAAAAUACAAAUUUGUAAUUCCAGGAUUUGUACAUUUAAUGUCAAUUGUCAUAAACAUUUGCUUCUUCAUAAACUUUACUUGAGAACAUGCCACAAUAACUUGACUGUGUCAGGUUUAAAGUGAAAAUGUCGAAUUUCUGUUUGAAUAAUAUUUACCUGGAACUUUGUGUACUGAAAUGCUUCUUGUCCUGCACCUCAAACUGAAUUCAUUGCUGUCGAUUAUCAGGGUUUGUCAAAUUUUCAAUAAAGAACCAGAACUGUA